GACUUGAGGAAUGCAUUGAUUUGUUUAAGAUAAAAGACUGCAUGAUCAGGAAAGUCCUUGCUACCUUGAUUAUCAGGUGGUAAGUACUUAAGUGAUCGCUGAGUGUUUCAGAACUAGAAUCGUCUCAUUAUGUGUAGGAGUCUUUUGAAUAUGCUUUGUGUCUUCCUCCCUAUUUAGAGUAGUGGCAUUGAAGUCUUCAGAAUAAAAAUUAAGAGGGAGAGGUGAAAGGAAAAUUAAAAGUCAAUGUUUUGAAUAAAAUGCCAAAAGUGAGUUGUCUUGAUUACUAUAUAAAAAUUUUUGGUAAAGCAGAUUAAUAGUUACAAGUUGAAAUUGUUUCGUGUGUGUCAUUCAGAGUACAGAAUUGAGCUCUCCAGAUCUCACCAAAAAAUACGUGCAUAUAUGUCUUGUGUUACCAUGCAAAGAACAGAAAUGACUGUCAUUUUUCAUGGGCUUUUACCGGAGGCAGGGAAUUUAACAUCAAACAAACAAACCAACAAACAAAUCACCUUUUUCUUUCCCUCCCAGCAACAUUUUUGUCACUAAGGUAAGGAUUGCACAGUAUGGUUAACCCGAUAGGUUCCAUUAUGCUUUUUUACCCCUGUUCUUUCAUGCCCAUUUGCUGUUUCCUAUAUGCGGCCAGCCAGCUGAACUGUCAGGAGUGGAGCAUAUGCAGCUUUCCUUCUCUUACAGGUUGACAGAAGUCAGCUCUGUUUCAAGUCCCUUUAAGAAACUCAGGCUGCUGCUAUCUAGAUCUUUUUUUCUUCUAGAUUUGAAGCAGUUUCAUGGUCUUCAUGCAAAAUGGCCAAAUGAAGGGUUUAUCUUUUUUUUUUUUUGUUUUAACUGGAUUUUUAAAUUACAUUCUAAUGUGCUCUGUGAUUAAAAAGUUUGUUGUGCAGGAACAGUGUAUUUUAGAUUCUGUGACAGCAGGUCAGAUUCAGCCCAAGCCUGAAGAUGAAUCCACAAAAUGUUUUUGACCGUAGCCUACUUAAAAAUUCACCUCACAGACUUCCACACUAUUGGCACAGUCAGCAGCUUAUCCCCAUAAAAAAGUGUAGCUCUUCUGUACUAUGGCAGCUGAAUUGCAAAUGCUUGCUUCAGGUCAAGGCUAACAUCUUUGAUAAGACAUUGUGGGAAACCUUGCAUUACAGCUGUCGUUGUUGUAUUUGCCCUGUAGAUCAAGGACUUCAUUUUAGAAAAAUCCAAGCGUGUAAGCUUGGUGCUCAGUUUAUCUCUUGAGUUAGAAUGCGUUCCUCUGGAAUAAGGAGCGCCUUUUAAUUCUAAAUAACCUCCUUCUCUAUACCGAACUCAUCUUGGAUAUUAUUUACCAGGAGUAAGUCUAGUAAGGCCUGAUUAAAAUACUACUUCAUUCCCUGUUUCUUAGAAAUGAAGUAAAAAAAUUUAAGCCUGCUGGUAUUCAGAAUUUUUGUGUAUAAAUUGUAUUUGGCAUCAUUGCAUUGCUGUGAUUUCAAAUCCCACACUUGUGUAUAACAUCCUGGAAUUUUUUUAUGCUAGAAUAUCCUUAGUUACAUUCAGGACCAGUAUCUUGUGGUGUCUGUGCUUUAGGAGAGGGUUUCCUUUGCACUUAGCUUCUGCAGAAGUUUAGUGGUACAAUUAGUUGAUAGUACCACUAACAGGCUGGGUUUAUUCAUUAUUACUGUGGAAUUUGCAUGUAAAAAGAUAAUGCCCGUUUAUAACUCAGUUUUCCUUUGAGACAUCUUUCCCUUUUGACGCACGCUGAUCAAUUUUCUGGGUCUUUGGUUACCUCGAAUCGCUGCAUUUAGAGACUCUCUUAUAACAACUCAGAAAAUUCAGGUAGGGCCAGGCGUGUGUGCUUCUGGAACUGGUCAGGCAGUUCUGUUGCUUUCUUCUGGAUUUCCCAGGAACUCACUGUUUUAUUCUUUCUUUCAUCCUUUUUUUAAUGUUUCAAUCAAUAUAUUUGCAAAAACAGGUAAAUAUAUCAAUCCUUAUAUCUUAACAGUGUUACUUAUGUUAAUCUGUGUAAUUUACCUUACUAGAAUGAAAUUUAGGGGAGGGGGGAAUCAAACAGAAGCAAAGGGGCUGCAAAUAAAAUCUUCAAAGCUGGAGAGCACUGAGCCAGCCCUUGCUUGCUAAACCCAACAGCAACAUGAUCUCACUCUGAGGUUGAAAUCUGUCUUCUCUGACUCUGCCUGGAGGAGUGAGGAGUUUAUGUAAAUGAAAAUUGCUUAGAUUAUAGCAGCUGCCUAUAGACACUUUCCGAAAUAAGGUGUACAGGAGGCCUGUUAUACGGGCACUGCGGGAUGGAAACAAACUAGCACAGAUGGAAGAGGCUCCACUUUUUCCUGGAGAAUCAAUCAAAGUUAUUGCUAAAGAUGUUAUGUAUAUCUGUCCAUUUAUGGGAGCAGUCAGUGGUACACUAACAGUGACGGACUUCAGAAUGUAUAUCAAAAGCGUUGAAAGGGAUCCACCUUUUGUUGUUGACGUUCCACUUGGAGUUAUAAGUAGAGUUGAAAAAAUAGGAGUACAGAGCCAUGGAGACAACUCAUGUGGUAUAGAAAUAGUUUGCAAGGAUAUGAGAAAUUUGCGGCUGGCGUAUAAACAGGAAGAGCAGAACAGAUUGGAGAUUUUUGAAAACCUUGUAACACGCGCGUUUCCUGUUUCUAAUGGGCUGCCUCUCUUUGCAUUCAGCUAUAAAGAAAAGUUUGCUCUUAAUGGCUGGAAAGUGUAUGAUCCAAUGGCAGAAUAUAAGAGGCAGGGCUUGCCCAAUGAGAGUUGGAAAAUAUCCAAAAUCAACAGCACCUAUGAGCUUUGUGAUACAUACCCUGCUGUUCUUGUUGUGCCAACCAGCGUAAAGGAUGAUGACCUCUCAAAAGUGGCAGCGUUUAGAGCAAAAGGCAGAGUUCCAGUGUUAUCCUGGAUUCAUCCUGAGAGCCAAGCAACAAUAACACGAUGCAGUCAGCCAUCAGUAGGCCCAAAUGAUAAGCGUUGCAAAGAAGAUGAAAAAUAUUUGCAGACAAUAAUGGAUGCCAAUGCUCAGUCACAUAAACUUACCAUCUUUGAUGCCAGACAGAAUAGCGUUGCAGAUACAAACAAGGCAAAAGGUGGAGGAUAUGAAAGUGAAAGUGCCUACCCAAAUGCAGAGCUGGUCUUUCUGGAAAUUCAUAAUAUACACGUAAUGAGAGAAUCCCUGCGUAAACUUAAAGAAAUAGUUUAUCCUACUAUUGAUGAGACUCGGUGGUUAUCAAAUGUGGACUCCACACAUUGGCUGGAAUAUAUAAGGAUGCUUCUUGCUGGAGCAGUAAGAAUUGCGGAUAAAAUUGAAUCUGGUAAAACAUCUGUAGUGGUACAUUGCAGUGACGGUUGGGAUCGAACUGCACAGCUUACCGCGCUGGCUAUGCUUAUGCUGGACAGCUAUUACAGAACUAUCAAGGGGUUUGAAGUUCUUAUAGAGAAAGAAUGGAUAAGUUUUGGACACCGAUUUGCAAUGCGAGUAGGACAUGGAGAUGAUGAUCAUGCUGAUGCAGACAGAUCUCCCAUUUUCCUUCAGUUCAUUGACUGUGUUUGGCAAAUGACAAAGCAGUUUCCUGCAGCCUUUGAAUUCAACGAGUUAUUUUUGAUCACGAUUCUGGAUCACCUCUAUAGUUGUCUCUUUGGGACUUUCUUAUGCAACUGUGAAAAGGAGAGAUUGAAAGAGGAGCUAAGCACAAAGACUAUAUCGCUGUGGUCCUAUAUAAACAGCCAGUUAGAUGAGUUCACAAAUCCUUUCUACGUCAACUAUGAAAACCAUGUCCUGUACCCUGUUGCCAGCCUGAACCAUUUGGAACUAUGGGUGAACUACUAUGUCAGAUGGAACCCAAGGAUGCGGCCUCAGGUUCCAAUCCAUCAAAACCUGAGAGAGCUCCUCGCCAUCCGGACGGAGCUUCAGAAGAAGGUUGAAGAUUUGCAGCGGGAAGCUGCUACGCGAUCCAUUUCUUCCUCCUCUGAUCGAGGUUCAUCUCCUUCUCAUUCAGCCACACCGGUGCACACCUCCGUGUGAUGUCUAACAAAAGCCAUGUGAAAAGAAAUUGUGGCAGGUAACACAGAGAGGAGGGUGAAAUGCUUUUCCCAUCACAAAAGGAUUGUGAGUGACUUGUAAUUGCUAUGAUCUACAUGCCUUACUCUGUGUCUGAUAUUACCAUGAUGAGGCCAAAAAGAGCUUCAGUAGAUGGGGUGUAUUUCCUUGUUGGCAGUUCCCAUGUGUGUUUUGACAUCUCUAGCUAAAUCACCAAUUGUGAAAUUAAACUUUGUUUUGAGCAACUAACAAUUUAGCCAUCCUAAAAAGGAAUCCAUCUGCCAAGCAGACAGAAAAAUGCCUCACGCUGCCUGGGGUACCAUGCCUGGUUGAGAGAAUCAGAUUAAAUGCCACAUGAUGCUUACACAGAACACAGAAUGUUUUUCUGAAUGGGAGCUCCUUAUUUCACUCGGUAAUAUAUAUAUAUAUUUUUUUUUUGGCUAGAGCAAUUUAUAUUUUUUAGGUAAUUAAUGCACUUGGAAAUUUAUUUUAAGAUAAGUGUUUUCCAGUGUAGUCAGUUUUACAUUUUGACUAAAUAUGCCAUUAAAAGUGGGUGAAGUUAAGCUGGAUUUAUCAAGUAUACCACACUGACUUGUAUGAUGUAAUAUAUUUGGUAAAGCACGUAUUUUAGGUUUUUUAAUGCCUUUUGUACAAGUUGAAAUAAAGUCUUUUGACUGUUUAGCUUAUUGUUCGGUUUCAGCCUCCUGAGCGAGGGGUAAACUUACUCAUGUCAAAGUCUUGUACAAAGUAAAAGUUUGUUUUCUAGCAAAUGGUAAUAUUUGGGGUUGGAAUGACACCCAGCUGUGUAAAUUGUAUAGUCUGUAUAGCUCCACAUUUUGUCAAGCGUGUUUUGCUUUAAAGUGUACACACAAAAUGCAAAGCUGUGUCCAUUUAUGCACAUGUGUAUGUGAUGUUAAACAUAUGCAUACUCCCGUGGUUUUAAGCUGGAAGUUCAGAAAAUGGAUCCUGCCUGUCCAAACUCUUUUGAAGACCUUAACGUGUAAUGACUUUGUUUGACAAAGUUUUUAAAUAAUAUGAUCUUAA
Molecule: messenger RNA, 5074 nt
Organism: Egretta garzetta (little egret)
Lineage: Eukaryota; Metazoa; Chordata; Aves; Pelecaniformes; Ardeidae
Gene: MTMR1
Product: myotubularin related protein 1
Exons: 15
Coding region: 2300-4015 (571 amino acids)
Biological process (GO): phosphatidylinositol dephosphorylation
Molecular function (GO): phosphatidylinositol-3,5-bisphosphate 3-phosphatase activity
Source: RefSeq, a predicted model, not a curated record